Messenger RNA from Chara braunii, 4524 nucleotides. The record is from the annotation of a GenBank genome assembly. NCBI's taxonomy places the organism in Eukaryota, Viridiplantae, Streptophyta, Charophyceae, Charales, Characeae.
CGGCGAAUGCAAGAGCAGGCACUGAAGGAUCCAUGCUGUAUCAAUGAUGGAAAUGAAGAGAAGUUGAUAGUCGGGGAGCCAGGUUUUCUUUCGCCCCAGGAAAGGGCGCUGAUGGUGCAGCUAAUGAAGAAGAGGCAUCGCGCGUACGUCUUUAAUGACGACCAGCGGGGGAGGCUGGAUGUGGACAAGAUCCCAAUGAUCCAGAUCCACACGGUCCCCCACGAGCCUUGGAAUCUAAGGGGUGCGCGAUACCCAAACCCUGAUGAGGAGAAGAUAGUGGUGGACUAUCUGGAUGGCAAGAUGCGCACGCAUGUUGCUGGCUACUCUAGCGGUCCGUAUGCUUCCCCUUGGUUCUGCUUUAUUAAGCCGAACGGGACGCUACGAUGGGUGCAGGUUCUGCAGCGACUAAAUGCGGUAACGGUGCGAGAUGCGGGAGGCUUGCCAAACGCGGAUGCACUCUCAGAGUCAUGCGCGGGGCGGCCUAUAAUCUCACUUAUAGACCUCUAUUAUGGGUAUGAUCAGUUCCCUGUGUACCCGCCCGAUAGGCCGGUGACGGCGAUGCACACGCCAAGGGGGCUAAUCCACAUGAAUGUGGCCCCCCAGGGUUGGACGAAUGCGGUGGCAAUGGUGCAAAGACAUAUGAUCAGGGCCAUGCAAACGGUCAGUCCGCACAUCACUCACCCCUACAUCGACGACUUGGCGGUCAAAGGCCCGAAGGAGAAAGAGGAGGACGAGGUGCAGCCCAAAGUGAGGCAUUUUGUCUGGAGGCAUAUCCAGGAUCUCGAUCUGGUCUUGGGUCUGCUAGAGGAAUACAACCUCACUGCAAGUGGGCCAAAAUCCAAGCACUGCAUGAGAGAAGCCACUGUUCCGGGGUUUGUCUGCAACGAGAAGGGUCGGAAGCCGGACGUGAAGAAGGCAGACAAAAUCCUAGAGUGGCCGAUACCCUUCCAAUCCAUAACGGAUGUGAGGAGCUUUCUUGGCACCUGCGGAUUUUGGAGGAGCUUCGUGAAAGACUUCGCCGCCAAGACUGAGCAUUUAAGGAAGCUGGUGCGCCAGGACCAGGAGUGGGUUUGGGGCGAAGACCAGGAACAAGCAGUGACCAGGAUGAAAGGAGAGUUCAGGGAAGGAGGAUUGGUGCUGGGGGCGCCGAACUAUGAGGGGACUGAAGAAAGGCCAUUCAUCAUCGAGACUGACGCUGGGCCGACCGCCUUGGGAGGGGUCCUAAUUCAGGCGGAUGCUGAAGGAAAGGAGAGGCCGCUAAGAUUCGAAAGUCGUACUCUUAACACGACUGAGAGAAAUUACUCUCAGUUUAAGAGAGAGACGCUUGCGGUACUCCAUUGCCUAAGGAUCUUCCGGAAUUACGUCUUCGGUAGGAGAUUUAUAUUGAGGGUAGACCCGACGGCACUGGCCUGUUCCCUGAAGAAUUGUACUCCAUCUAACCCAACCAUCGCUCGAUGGUUGACGUACAUUUGGAUGUUUAAUUUUGAGUUGGAAAGCAUUCCGGGGAACAGGAAUCGGCCUCAUGGCCUGAGCCGUGUCAACUGGGACAGUGGGAAUCAGGAGUCGACUGAAGACACCCCGCCAGUCGACGGGUUCUUGGAUCAGGAGGAAGAUGUGCGGCUGCAUAUAAACGAGUGGCCGCUGCGAGUACCCAACUGUGUCAGCCAUCCCAUAUGGAUAGCGCCAAGAGGGUACGAGCGGAAGACCGACUUAGUCCUCAAGCCAUUUCAGGAGGAGGAUCUGUGGGGAGGCAAGGAUGUCCAGUGGAUGAUGAGGUUGGCGUUGGCAGGGAUGCAUGACCUGGUGGAAGAGGUGAGGGCGAUAGAGGAAGGGCCCACUCAAGUGGAGGAGCAUGAGCAGCUGAUGGGAGGAAUGUACGUGCUCACUAAUACGCUUGUGCAAGGGGACUUUGACCAAAGGAACUCCCUAAGCCCAAUGGAGCGUGAGGGCCUCAUCCCGGAAAGCCAGGAUGACGAGUUCGAAGAAGGGGAGAUUAAGGAGGCAUUCCGGGCAGAGGAAUACGAUGGGAUCUAUCUUGAGUUGCGUCUGCUCCUAUCCUGCGAAAUGAGAGACAGGGAUGCUAGCGACAAGGCUCAGAAGAUGAGGCACCUCUAUGCGGUGAGAGAUGGUCAUCUGUUUAUAAAGCGGCAAGUUGUAAGCCCCAAGCGGGUUGUGUGCGAGAGGAACCGACAGUUGGACAUCAUAGCGGCAUUACAUGAUGGUAUAGCAGAAGGGCACAAAGGGAUAGGUGCCACGUGCGCAAAGAUAAGUGAGCUAUACCACUGGGAUGGAAUGUUGAGCAUGGUCAUCAAGUACUGCCAGUCUUGUGUCCCCUGUCAAGAGAGGUCUGCCCAGAGGCCAGGGGAACCCCUGCACCCAAGGUUGGAGACGGAGGUAGGCGCAAUUGUACAUUUGGACUUACUCUUCAUGCCGGCUGCAGAAAAUGGGUGUAAUUAUAUCUUCGAUGCACGUAAUAACCUCACCGGGUUCGUAGACGGGCGGGCUAUUCGCUUGAAAACUGGCCGAGUGUUAGCCAAUUGUAUCGAGGAAUACUACUUACGCUACCCGUUCGUCAAAGAAUUUGUGAUGGAUCGAGGAUCCGAGUUUACCUGUAAGGAGGUGCAGCUGGCAGGAUAUGGCGUGGUGGCAAAUUACACCACCGCGGCGCACCCUCAAGCCAACGCGCCUGUGGAGAGGGGGCAUAGCACCAUCACGAACCUCCUGGCCAAAUGGACAGAGGGCAGGCCCGGUCAGUGGCCGAAGUUCUUGCGAGCAGCUUUCUUCGUGGAAAACGUCACGGUAAAAAGGACCACCAAGAACGCGCCUGCCACUCUAUGGUAUGGAAGGCAUGCCACCUUCCCUAUCAAGAGCUUCCUAAAGACUUGGAGACGGACCUGUCGUUUGAAGAGUUGCUCGAUAUCCGGGCACGGCAGGUGGGGGCAGCAGAGGAAAGGCUACGAGAGGCCUCCAAGAGUGAGCCCUAUGGACCCAUCAGGAGAGGAGCGGAUUCGCCCUGAGCCCGAGGCAGAGCCACUCAGGUUGAAGGGGGUAGGUGCGAAAGAUGUUAUUGUGGUAGAAGGUGAUACUCAUCCCGUCUCCCCAACUCGAGUUCAGAUGCGGCGGUCUUGGCCAGAGGGCGUCCCGGAGCCGGACAGCCAGGAGGCCCCAGUACCACCGCCAGAGGUCGCUAUGUCACCCAGGCAGGAGGUUGAGGCGAGGGGGCCAGCGGAGAGGUGGAGGACGGAGCCCCGCCUGGUCAUUGACUCACGGUUAGCCGCGCAUGCGACUGAGCACCCUGACAUUGAGGGGCCCAGCUUGGCUGGGCCAUCAUCGGGGCCAGCGUGUGCUGAGGUAGAAGGAGGCAUGAGGGCUGCAACCGGGGAGGUCACGGAGGCGGGCACAGGAAAGGAGCCAGACAAAGCCGCCCAGGCGAAGCGAGCCAAGGUGCAAGCCCGCCUCGCGGAGAUACAUCCGCGGAGGGACAGGAUGGAGGCUGCAGGGAUAGCGCCAACGCCACCAGUCGACCCUAAGACAAAGGAAAGGGCACAGAACGAGGCUUGGAGGGCUCGCCUGGAAGCGAAGGAGGCUGAGUGGGAUGAGAAGCUCAAGGGGAUGGCGGCCGUAGUGGAGAGUCUUUCGGCUACCAAGGUGGUCGACUGGACUGAACAGAGCAGGUACGACAUCCAGGGCGAGGGGGUGCAGGAGCUGUUUGGCCAAGAGGAGGUAGCAGAGGCAUCUCGGCAAGAGAAGUUAAGGAAGCUCGAGGCGCAAAGGGGGGAGCCAUCACGUUUGGACGAGUUGGUAGCUGCCAUGGAGGUGGAUAUGCCGCCAGAGAGGCCUCGGGGACUGGAGACCCCAAAGCACGAGCCAAAGAUGGGGGAGUUGAGGGCACAGCUGGGCUCGUGGGCCACUGGGACCGAUUCGGGAGGGCCGACUACUGAUCAGCAGCAGCAGGAGGCCACGAGCCAGCCUACUAGAGCCGCUAAUCCCCAGACUCCGAGGCCUCGCGAGAGUGAGGAAGCGGCUAUGGUAGAGGGAACCCGCGAGGGCAGGCCACUGAGGCUGGAUACCCAUGAGUACCAACCCAAGGGAGGGAUGCAGCAAGGGGAGUCGAGUGCCCAGGAAAUUGGAGGAAGAGCUGAGAGACCGUGGCACCUGCCCCAGAGUCAUGAAGUGAGCGAGGAGAAGGGAGAGGCACCUCCGUCGUCAGGGACCCAGAGAAAGAAGAAGAGAUUUCAGAGAAAAUCGGAGGCUAUGUGUUUCUACUUCCUGGAUGGUGUGCACAGGGCCCUGAAGUGCCCUAAGUUCCUCAAGGACAAGGCUGAGGGGCGGGUUACUGAGCAGGACGGCAAGAUGUAUAAUAGACGGGGUCGAGUAGUAGAGAGGGCUCCAGAUGGGGGCCGGGCCCAGUUGUUUAGGCAACACCAGGAGGAGAUGAGUGAGUAGGGACUGGUUCGCCUAUACGCCAGUAGAAGUAAGGUGUUUUCUGUACAUAGAAAGAGUGAAUCAAGGGUACAGGGUAUC